Metarhizium robertsii ARSEF 23 is the source of this 894-nucleotide messenger RNA. RefSeq names its product ring-6. The record is from RefSeq and is a predicted model, not a curated record. Gene Ontology annotation, cellular component: nucleus. Lineage: Eukaryota; Fungi; Ascomycota; Sordariomycetes; Hypocreales; Clavicipitaceae. Gene Ontology annotation, molecular function: DNA binding. Bases 1 to 894 code for a protein of 297 amino acids. The transcript has 4 exons.
AUGGGCAAAAAGAAGCGUGGUCACCCCGACAUCGAGGAGGUGCUAGCUCGUCCUUGGUGUUACUACUGCGAACGAGAUUUUGAAGAUUUGAAGCUCCUCAUCUCUCACCAAAAAGCCAAACAUUUCAAAUGCGAUCGUUGCGGACGACGACUCAACACAGCCGGAGGUCUCUCCGUACACUUGAACCAAGUCCACAAAGAAACCCUCAGCCAAGUCGAAAAUGCGCUCCCUAACCGCCAAGGACUCGAAGUCGAAAUCUUUGGCAUGGAGGGUAUUCCCCAAGACGCCCUGGAGCAACACCGCAGCCGAAUCAUCCAGAACUUCUACCAGGCCCAAGAGGACCGGCGCAUCGCAACGGGCAACCCUGCCUCGGGACAGGCGACGCCCAGGAAGAAGGUCAGGGUGGAAGCGUCGGAGGACCUCUUGAAAAGACUGGCCGAGUUUAGAGCGCAGAAGAAGGCGGGCAUACUGCCUCCCGCGGCGGAGGAGCGAACCAACACCCCUCCCACGGAACAAGGAAACCAGCAGCAAAACGCCGCGCAGCCAACAUACCCCGGCCAGCAGGCGUACGCAUACCCUGCCGACUCCCUACCGGCCCGACCUCCAAGCCACGCUCUCGGGGGGACUGGUCUGCCGCAACGACCGCCCCAGGCAGGCUACUGGCAGCCGCAGGGCGGUGCGGCCGGCGGCGUGGGCGACGACGUCGACCAACUGAUCCGCAUGGCCGAGGCGGGCGUCAAGCCGCAGCAGGCACAGGAAGCCGAAGACGCGGGCGACAGGAAGGCCAAGAAGGAGAAGAAGGGCAGGAUGAUUUACGACGAUGUCGAAUUCAGCCCGGAGGAGAGAAUGGCGGCGUUGCCUCGAUACGCAUUUGUUCCACAGGUCGGCGCUUAG